AUGUCCAGGCCAGGAGUUGCCAGCGAAGCGGAAAAAGAAAAGAGGAGAAGGGAAGAAAAAAAGGAAAGGAAAGAACAAGGGGAACAAGAAGGAAAGAAGGAAAGACCAACACAUGAUGUACGUCAUAGUACGGUCUUGUUGCAAACCCAAGUCGGCAUUUUGCGGCCCGUUGCCUACGAGUUGGACCUCCCUUCGACGAUGCGCAUUCAUCCUGUUUUCCAUGUCUCGCUCCUCGAACCUUAUCGCCCCAACACUCUGCCCUCUCGUCAGCAACCUGUGCCGCCGCCGCCCGACCUCAUUGACGGCCAGGAAGCCUUCGUCGUCGAAAGGAUCCUCGACUCUCGCGUUCGCCAUGGCUCGCUUCAAUACUUCGUUGAUUGGACUGGCUAUGGACCUCAGGAUCGUGAGUGGGUUGACGCUUCCGAUUUCGAUGAUGACGAUGCUCUCGUCCUCGACUUCCAUCGCUCGAAACCUCGCAAGCCUGGCGCUGACCGUAUCCAACAUCUCGCGGAGCUCGACGCUUAACCCGGGGGUACUGUCACGAAUGGGAGUUUCGCCACUCCAAGUUCGGCCUCUCAGCACCCACGUCAUCCGCGUGACUUGGGCCUUCCCGCGCUUCGGACCUCCUCUCCCCGCUUCGGCACCUGCACUGCCUUCUUCUCCUCCAACUAUACGCUCACAACCCUCUCGCCCCCGACUCUUACGUGA
This is a messenger RNA of Microbotryum saponariae, 708 nucleotides long. Lineage: Eukaryota; Fungi; Basidiomycota; Microbotryomycetes; Microbotryales; Microbotryaceae. The record is from the annotation of a GenBank genome assembly.